Molecule: messenger RNA, 11568 nt
Organism: Phasianus colchicus (ring-necked pheasant)
Lineage: Eukaryota; Metazoa; Chordata; Aves; Galliformes; Phasianidae
Source: RefSeq, a predicted model, not a curated record
GGUUGGUUUGGGAACAAAAUACCAUGCGAAAGGUAUUGUGUAAUUGUUCAGAUUGCUUGAUUUCCCCUCCCAGUAUAUUUUAUUUAGUGCAGGUGGCCUCAGUCAAGAAGGAAAAUCAAUGAUCCAGCUAAUCUAAUGGCCUACCAUAAAUACUCAUAAAAUUUAUUACAGACAAACAUAAACAGCAAAAUGCGUGUAAUGUAUGUGACUGCGCAUGCCAAAAUAUUUCUGUGGAUUUUAUGUGAAAAUAGAAUCUAUUAGAUGCUAAUUUCUACGAAGUGCAGCCAUAGUCAUAGGAUUAGUUUUCUGAAGAAGCUCAUUUGAUGGGAAAAUGCAGGAAGUAACGCUGAAAUCCCUCACAAAUAUUAUCACAGUCGAAAAAUCCGAUCACCUUAGGUUUCAGCCUGAUUUUCUUCAGGGCUUUAGCUGCAUUUUUCUGCUGCUGUUCUUCCCGAUGCCACAUUCUCAAGUUCGCAUGCGGAGCUCCAUGUCUGGCACCACGCUUCCCACUCGGAUUUGCAAAAGCAGAUCCUGUGCCUUUAAAAGCAAGUGGCUCACCGAGUUGUUUGCAGCACAGCUUUUUAUCCCGUACAGUAUACUCCAUGCAAAUGAGCUCCCGCUCAGCCCUGCGUGGCUGCCUGCCCUGCUGGGGAGCUCACAAAGGCUCCGCAGACCUCAUUCAGCAUUCGCCUGUUUAAAACGGCAGAUGGAAGGAGGUAUCGGCGAGAUGAGGACUUAUUAGCUGCUCACAAUAAAAGACCACACUGGCUCUGCAGAGGAUCAGAGAAAGCCUGGUGAAUGGGAUUGAGUUGUAUCUGCUUUCAGCUGACUUUACAAUGAUGCGUUUAGCUCAUGUGACUCGGUCACUUAGCGUGAAGAUCAGCUAAAGAUUUCCAUGUAAAUAUCUACUCCCUCAAGCACCAGCAACCUGUGUGCUUUUAUGGAGACGUUUUUGGUUUGCAGCUGUCAUAACUGUGGGAACAGCAGCGUCUCAUCGAGCCGUGCUCGGCAGCCGCCGCUCCGGGCGCAUUGUUGGUGCGUUUGCUGAAAGCCCCUCAUAAACACAGCUCUUGGUGAAGUUUGAUUUCUUGUGUGUGCCUGCUGAAAUCCUGCAGAGGCUGAAGUUGGGCUGCUUUUAAAUACAGUAUUUAUAUUCAGAAGCUAUAAAUAGGCUCUUCUGAAGCUUUUAUCUGGCGAUGAAAUCUGUUGCUUUAGCUUUCCACUAAGAAAUUGUAGGUCAUUGCGGCGGUUGGCGAUAUUUGCAGCAUUUCCUUUUUUCCCCUCUCUACCAGAGGAAGGACAGGGGUAGCACGAAGAUUCCAUGAGAUGCUCAGCGGUUGGGAUGAACGUAUCUAGGUUUUUGUUUAUUCCAGGGCUGUUUGCUAUAGCUGCAGCUCUUAGCGCCUUUUCUUUUUCAGCACGGCUCCUAUUUUAAUACGCGAACGUAGAUAAUGUACAGCAAGGGAGAAAGUCUCUUUUGACCUUGCUGGAGUUUUCUGUGUAGGCAAGGUACAGGCAAACAGAAACUGCAGGACAGGCUGCAAAAUUCUCAGCUGAGUGCUGCUUUUUUUUUUUUUUUGCCUUUCCGCCAUGGAUGACGAAGAGGGAAGGGUUUCUUAAGACAGCUCUGUCAGUGAUGAAUAGAUGAAUGAAUUCUUACAUGUUCAGAACUUGCAACAUGUGUUCCCAACCCCUCAGCACCUAGGAGAGGCAAGAUCUCAGCAAGGAGCUCAAGAAUGCGCCGUGCCUGCUGCGUGUGAGAAGGAGAGCAGCAUACCUCAGAGAUAGCAGAAACAAAAGAGGGUGCGAUGGUAUCUCUGACAUUGGCUUUGUCUUACAGAGCAGCAGAGGAAUUCAGAAUUAGGAAAAUCAAGUUUUAUAUUGUUUCAUUGUGAUUUUUUUUUUCUAAUUUUAAAUAGCUCCAUUCCCUCUCUGUCACAGAAUCAAUUUUUUAGCUGUGAGUGUGCAGUUUUUUUUUUUUCUCCGAAGGAAAUGUGACCUGGAUUUUGUGAGCUUAUUAUGAUCGGUAACUGAAGGCAGCUGUUGUAGUUUGCUGAUCCCUUAUGUAGCUGAAAUACAUGGAAAGAAAGCAAAAAUAAGCAUGUGGGGGAUCUGAAUUAAAUUCCACUCUUUGGCCUUAUGUGGAGCUGUGGAUUAUUAUACAUUUCUGGACAGUUGUGUAUAUGAAGGGAAAGAGUCAUCCAACCUUGGAAAGACUUAGGGAAGUCAAACAGAUUUUUUUCCAAUGCGACCUGCUAAAUCUGUCACAAAAGGGGCAGGCAAAAUGACAUACAAAUAGUCAGAGACCCUGGCUGUGGUUCUUCAUGACAAGCGAGUGAAAGACCAGGUCCUAUUUUUAGAGAGUGGAUGGAGGAGGGGCAGUGAGGGAAGAAAAAGUUUGAAAAUAAUGGACUUCUUUAACAGUUAGGGAGCAAAACUGGCCAGCAGCAAGAGAGGCAGCGCCGUGGGGAUAUGGAUGACUCAAGUAUUCUGCGGAGGAGAGGGCUGCAGAAGGAGCUCAGUCUCCCCCGAAGAGGAAGCUUAAUCUCCUCUCCUUUGUACUCCCACUGCCGAGGAAGUGAUGUUCAUCAGCACACGUUCUCUCCUACAUCUGCUCCGGGUCUGCAGCACCUUAAAUUCCCAUUUAGUGCUGACUGUGCACUUGUCACUUCUCCUCUUGUAUUUUACCUGAACUCACAAGCCCAGAGCAAUCCAUCUAGCCCAUGCUACAGCCAUCCAUUUCAGUGGAGCUGUCGGACAAGCAACAGAAAGAGUUUGAUUGUAACGUCCAGCACAUCCCCGACUCUCCCGCGGCCGCAUUCCCCCCUCCAUGGACAUGCAGGUGGCAGCCCUUUGGACAGCCCUAGAAACUUCUCUCCAAAUGCUCCUGCUCAUUUUUCCUUUGUUCCUGCCCGAAGCCAUGGACACAGAGCAGACAGAACGGAUGGACGCCGCUGGUCCUUGGCUUCCCUUCCCUCAUCGGGAUAUGGAACAAACACUCCCAGUUCAACAGUUUCAUCAUCAUGCUCAUCUCAGGAGAAGCUGCACCAGCUGCCCUUUCAGCCCACGGCAGAUGAACUUCAUUUCCUGACAAAGCAUUUCAGUACUGAGAGCAUCACUGAUGAGGAAGGGCGUCACUCUCCAGCCCUGCGGCCUCGAUCACGCAGUCUCAGUGCAGGCUGCAUGAUAAUUGCAUAUGGAACUGCUAAGUGUAGUUACUCAGUUAUCUACAAGAGCUGCCCGGGUCGCUCGCCAAUUUCCUUUGACAGUGAAAUAAUAAUGAUGAACCACGUGUACAAAGAAAGGUUUCCGAAGGCCACAGCGCAGAUGGAAGAGCGGCUGGCGGAGUUUAUUGCCUCCAAUGCUCCAGAGAACGUGCUGCAAUUAGCAGAUGGGGUCCUAAGUUUCAUCCACCAUCAAGUUAUCGAACUGGCCAGAGACUGCCUAGAUAAAUCACGUGAAGGUCUCAUUACUUCUCGCUAUUUCUAUGAGCUGCAGGAAAACUUGGAGAAACUUCUCCAGGAUGCCCACGAGCGAUCCGAGAGCUCCGAGGUUGCCUUUGUUACCCAACUGGUAAAGAAGCUGAUGAUCAUCAUAGCGCGACCUGCCCGGCUGUUGGAGUGCCUGGAGUUUGAUCCUGAAGAGUUCUACCACUUGUUAGAAGCAGCAGAAGGCCAUGCCAAGGAAGGACAAGGAAUUAAGUGCGACAUUCCUCGUUACAUUAUCAGCCAGUUGGGACUCACCAGGGAUCCCCUGGAGGAAAUGGCCCAGCUGAAUAGCUAUGACAGCCCAGACACUCCUGAGACAGAUGAUUCAGUCGAGAGCCGUGGAGCCUCUGUCCAGUCGAAGAAAACUCCAUCUGAAGAGGAGUUUGAAACUAUUAAACUGAUCAGUAAUGGUGCUUAUGGAGCGGUGUAUUUGGUGCGCCACAAGACCACCCGUCAACGUUUUGCCAUGAAGAAGAUCAACAAACAGAACCUAAUUUUGAGAAACCAGAUCCAGCAGGCUUUUGUUGAGAGAGAUAUCUUGACGUUUGCUGAGAACCCCUUUGUAGUCAGCAUGUUCUGCUCCUUUGAGACCAAGCGCCAUCUGUGCAUGGUUAUGGAGUACGUGGAAGGGGGUGACUGUGCAACACUUCUCAAGAACAUUGGUGCCCUACCUGUUGAUAUGGCGAGGAUGUAUUUUGCUGAGACUGUUUUAGCGUUGGAGUACCUGCACAAUUAUGGGAUUGUUCACCGUGACCUAAAACCUGACAAUCUCCUGAUAACUUCCAUGGGUCACAUUAAACUUACAGACUUUGGACUGUCUAAAAUUGGGUUAAUGAGUCUUACAACUAACCUUUAUGAGGGACACAUUGAAAAGGAUACCAGGGAAUUUCUGGAUAAGCAGGUCUGUGGGACUCCGGAAUACAUUGCCCCAGAAGUGAUCCUACGGCAGGGCUACGGGAAGCCGGUGGACUGGUGGGCCAUGGGAGUCAUCCUGUAUGAGUUUCUGGUUGGCUGCGUUCCUUUCUUUGGUGACACACCUGAGGAGCUGUUUGGACAAGUGAUCAGUGAUGAAAUUGCCUGGCCAGAAGGUGAUGAUGCACUGCCGCCAGAUGCCCAGGACCUCAUUUCUAAGCUCCUCCGCCAAAAUCCUCUGGAAAGAAUGGGGACAGGUAGUGCCUUUGAAGUGAAACAGCAUCGGUUCUUUAAGGAUUUGGACUGGAAUGGAUUACUUCGGCAGAAAGCUGAAUUCAUCCCCCAGUUGGAGUCCGAGGAUGACACAAGCUAUUUUGACACCCGAUCCGAACGGUACCAGCACCUGGAUUCAGAAGAGGAGGAGGACACUAAUGAUGAUGAUCAUGUGGAAAUUCGGCAGUUUUCCUCGUGCUCACCAAGGUUUAGCAAGGUGUACAGCAGCAUGGAACGCCUUUCCAUCCAUGAAGAGAGGAAGACUCCACCGCCAACUAAACGGAGUCUGAGUGAAGAAAAGGAUGACCGGCUGGACAGCCUGGGUGGCUUGAAGAGUCGGGACCGCAGCUGGGUGAUCGGGUCUCCUGAAAUACUACGUAAGCGCCUGUCGAUGUCCGAAUCCUCGCACACAGAGAGUGACUCCAGCCCACCCCUGACCGUCCGCCGGCGCUGCUCAGGGCUCCUCGACAUGCCGCGCUUCGCCAUCUCUGCUGAGGACGAGGGAGCCGUGCUCAAAAGGCCUCAGUCAGAGGGGAUGCUGCUAUCGGCCGUGCAGUCUCCGGUGCCCAUUCCAGAGCAGCCCGUGGAGCACGAGCUGCAGCUGGAGGGCGAUGCUGGGCCCACCACCCCCUGCAUGGCUGUCAGCAGCACCACGACACUGACAGCUGGGAGCACUGCAGACUUCUCUGAUCCACGCGCUCGCAGUAACAGCAACGAGGGCCCAGACUUCACCACUCCUAAAGCCAUCAGCGACUUGGCAGUGCGGCGCGCGCGGCACAGGUUGCUCUCCGGGGAAUCGGGCGAGAAACGCACCUCGAGACCAGUCAAUAAAGUGAUUAAAUCAGCGUCCGCCACUGCCUUGUCUCUCAUGAUUCCCUCAGAUCACCACACGUGUUCCCCAUUGGCUAGUCCAAUGUCACCUCAUUCUCUAUCCUCAAACCCAUCUUCGAGGGACUCCUCACCCAGCCGCGACUUUUCUCCUGCUAUCGCAAACCUGAAACCACCAAUCAUCAUCCAUCGGGCUGGAAAGAAAUACGGUUUCACUCUGCGUGCCAUUCGCGUCUAUAUGGGUGACAGUGAUAUCUACACUGUGCAUCACAUGGUCUGGCACGUGGAGGAAGGUGGUCCAGCGAACGAAGCAGGGCUGCGUGAAGGGGAUCUGAUAACCCACGUCAACGGGGAGCCGGUCCAUGGGCUGGUGCACACUGAAGUGGUGGAGCUGAUCCUGAAGAGUGGAAAUAAGGUGUCCAUCUCCACUACGCCAUUUGAGAACACAUCCAUCAAAGUUGGGCCAGCUCGAAAGGCCAGCUACAAAUCCAAGAUGGCACGCAGGAACAAGAAGAGCAAAACUAAGGAUGGUCAGGAAAGUAAGAAGAAGAGUUCUUUGCUGAGGAAGAUCACCAAACAGGCAUCACUGCUUCACACCAGCCGUAGUUUAUCUUCACUGAACCGCUCUCUGUCUUCUGGAGAAAGUGUGCCUGGCUCUCCAACUCACAACCUGUCGCCCCGGUCACCCACACAGAGCUAUAGAUCCACUCCUGAGUCUGUACAUUCAGUUGGUGGCAAUUCUUCCCAGAGCAGCUCUCCCAGUUCCAGUGUUCCCAAUUCUCCAGCCAGCUCUGGGCACAUCCGACCAAGUUCACUGCAUGGACUGGCACCAAAGCUUCAAAGGCAGUACAGAUCUCCAAGGCGUAAGUCUGCAGGAAAUAUCCCUCUGUCACCACUAGCUCACACUCCAUCACCAACCCCACAGUCCACAUCACCACAGCGCUCCCCAUCUCCUUUACCAGGACACUCGAUUGGCAGCUCCAGUAUUAUUCAGUCUUUUCCAGUAAAACUACACUCCUCUCCACCACUGGUGAGGCAGAUUUCUCGCCCCAAAAGUGCUGAGCCCCCUCGAUCUCCUUUGCUAAAGAGAGUGCAGUCAGCUGAGAAACUAGCUGCCUCACUGUCCUCUUCUGAGAAGAAGCUGACGUCCUCACGGAAGCACAGCUUGGAUAUCUCUCACUCUGAGUUCAAGAAGGAGAUGCUACAGAGGGAUCCGAGUCUGCAGAGCUUACAGGAGUCUGUGAAUGAAACAACAGGUGGCAAACUUGGGCUAGCGGAAAAAGGGAUGUUGCAGAAGCCGGGUUCCCGAAAGUUGGGUGCAAUCCGACAGGACAGAGUGGAGAGAAGGGAGUCUCUGCAGAAGCAGGAGGCCAUAAGAGAAGUAGAUUCUUCUGAAGACGAAACAGAUGAUGGUUCGGAGGAUAGUCAAGAUGGAAGAAGAUUGGACAAGCCCCCAGAUAGCGGAGACCAAGGCUCAGAUUCUUAUAAUGGGGAUAAUAAGUUUUCCUCGAAAUUGGAAAGCAAGGAUAGUAUGGAAGAUGAUGCCUUUCUACCUGAAGAUCCAAAAGGUACAGAAGAUUUGCAGAAAGGAAACAGUCAACAAACCAAGGCUGUUUCUGAGCUGCUGCAAGUUGGUGUGCACCCUUCCCCAUCAGAGGUCCUCCCACGAACCUCUCCAGAAAACGUAGCUGGUUCAGAAAAGCCAUUCCUAAGGCCAGAAACCACUUCAAAGGAGCAUAAAUUGGUAGAAAACAAAACCUGUGAGCAUUUUGGUCCAAAAGGCAAAUCUUCUGAAGCAGUCAGAGAUUUAGGGGGAACUACCAGUACUCAAAAACCGGUGGACUGCACAGGAAGUAUAAAGUGCCCAUCUGUCAAACUCCCUGAGCUUGUACAGGAUGACUCUGCAGGGGCCACAUGUGGUAAAUUUGACCUGAAGGACCCCUUGUCAGAAAUCAGUCAGAAAACUCAAGAUCCCAAACCUCUUCUAGCACUUUCAUCUUGUUGCACAGCAAGUGUGAGCUCUCCUUGCUCAGUAAGCCCUGCGGAUCAUGGUGAGAAGGACCACAAGGGCACACUUCCAUCUGCAGAACAAGACAGCACCUCAUUUCUGCAUCCUGUGAGUGAAACAUCUGAAAAAAGUCCCAGCUCAUCCCAGGCAGAGAGUUCUCCACCUGCCAGCAAAGCGAGCCAGGGCAUGGCAGCAGGCACUGUGACCUCCACGCUGCUCGUCCCCUGCGCUAUCGAGAGGGCACUCUCUGUGUCUCAGCUGAUGCCAUUGGCACAGAGUGUUUUGGGCCCCUUAAAGCUCAGCAUGGCUGGUUCUGGAGAGAUGGAAAAGAGAAAGGAUUUCCCCCAUUCGGGUGCCUCGUGUAAAGAAGAGAGAGAUGGGAAGCAAAAAAAGCAGGAAGCUUCACAGGCAGGAGUGUGCCAGGAGAAGGCCAAACCAUCCAGUGCCGAUGGUUUGACCACGAGGAGUGCAUCCUGCACAGAGUCACUAAGCUCAGCUAAACCUUGGGAGGCAACAUGUCCCAUGGUGGUCAAAAAAGAGGCAAUUUCCUGCAGCACUAAAGCAUCAGAAGCACUGGGAGGUAGCGGCAAAGUGGCCCCAGCGAAGGAGCUGCCGCAUGCUCUGGGACAGGCAGCUCUGAGAGCCUCUCCUGUGCCAGAUGGCAGCACCAGGCCCUGCAAAGAAGGGACUCUCACGCCGGUGAGAGGCAAAGAGGUUGGAAGUCAGCUAAAAACACAAGACUUUCCCCUGUCACAUGAUGGUGCUGUAAAGAAAACAUAGCAGCAUCCCCGGUACACAUGGACUGGAGCAUUCUGCAUUCAAAAUAAAGACUGCAUGUUUGAAUUUUGUAAUAUACACUAAUAUAAAAUAGAACUUGUGUACAUCUAUUUUUGGGAGGGUUUUUUUCAUACUGUUUUUUGUGUUUUUUCAUCCUUGCUAUUCUAUUUUUGUACACAGUAAUGCUUGCUGUUUGAGGUCUCUUUAGAACAGGGUAUCGUUAAAGCAGGGCUAAAGAAACAGUUUGCUGGUUUUCCCCUCCUGCCCUUUUGUUUUGCUUUGUUGUGCUCUUCCUUCCAAUUCUGCCUUGAAGUCCCCAAAAUUCUGAACACAAAAAAAGGCAGUUUACUUCAAAAAUCUCCUGCUUUUCAGUUUUCCCAUUCAAAUUCCAUUGACAUUCCCAGGUACUGAAUUUUUUCUUCGGAUUUACAAUUUGGUUUUCUUCAACAAGGAGAAGAAAAUAGAAUCUGGUCCAUGAGUUACUCUGGAGCAAGAAAUCCUCUCCAGAGCAAGAUCUCUGUCACUGUGUGCAUACACUCAUCCUUAAAGGAUAUGGAGGAAAGGAAAGGGAUGGAGGAUCUGGACGGAGAGUUAGCUCUGUCUUCUCUUUAAACCAAAUGAAAGUGUUUUAUUAUUCUUUUUUUUUUUUUUCCCAAUGGAAUUAUCAGAGAGAAAUCUGUAAGCUGUUUUGGAAGGGAGAUUGUUUUUAUUUAUCCUUUGUAGGACACGUGGCAACUUCUCCUUGUUUUUAAAAUUUUAAUGAUGUUUCAUCAUUUUUUGUUUUCGGCCUUCAAUUUGUACCUUGCCCUGUCUUGGAAGAGGGACCCCAGGACAGGGCUGCCUCACUGGCUGAUUUUAAAGUAGGGAAAUCUGUAGACCAGUAUGUCUUUGGCAAAGGUAUCACAAUGGUAAAUGACCUUUCAAGACUUUUCCUUCUCUUGAUGAGUCUCCAUAGGUUGGGAUUUGAGGUGUGCCUUGCCAUUUCUGAACUGGGCAUAGGAAAUUUGCAGAGUUUUUCACAUCUGCCCAUUUUAAAAAGAAAGAAACUACAAAGAGUUCUGACUCCUUGAGUUCUGUGGACAAGCUGCAAGCAGACUUCAAGACACAUGUUGUGAUUUCAGCUUCGAUAGCUAGAUCAUUUCCACUUGGUUCCAUUAAACAUCACUCUUGGCCCAUAGGUUUAGGCAUUGCUUUGCUUUAAGCGUGACUGACUCUGGAUAACAGUGCUCUUUGCUGAGGAUUAGAUCCAUAAUUGUACACCAGUAAUGUGGACGUUGACACCUGCAGCACUGUAAGCCAUUUCCUCAUCCAAUUCAAGGUUACUGUCAAUGAACGCUCCCGUCAUUUGUCCCAGAUUGUGCUCAGCUUUUACCCUAGCUGUGUCUGAGUGUAUCUCUGCAGAUCUAGCACCCUGCUCACUGGCUUUCUCUGUUAGAAGCUGAAUGACUGUGCAAUGGUAUUUCAAGCUAAAGCCGGCACCUCGUGGUCUGACGUCAUCAUGCGCUGCCUUCUUCGUUGUCUUGGCCUUUUCUGAGCUUGAAGUUUUGAAUCACUUUCCCUAAAUGUAAAUAUGUUUUUAUAUGGGAAUGUAUUUUCUCCAUCUCUUUCAACUUGAUUUCAGCCCAAUCCACAAAACUCUGAAAUCUCGCCCUGCUUCUUUCUGCAUAACCGUAUUUUUCCCAUCAUAUAUGAGAUUUUGGCUGCUUGGAUUUCAUUUCUGGACCAACUUUUGGUUUGGUUUGAGUUUUGUUUUGUUUUUAAACAUUUUAAAUGAGUGUUUACUCUGUGUGUCUGUGUGAAUAUGUAUGGUGUUGUUAAUACACUAGCCAAAGCCUCAGAGCUCCCACGUAACACGUGAAUAAAUCUUGCUGUGACAGUAUUGAGAGCAGGGCCUGUUCUGUCUGUUGGCUCUUUUUGCUGGAGGUGAUAGGCUGCUUGUGUGCUCUUGGUCACCGAUUACAAAGGAAAGGCAAACUCCUAUUGCAACCAAGGAGCUUUGCGACUUGGGUCGUUCCAAGCACCCAGCCCAGGCCCUGAGCUGGCGUAGCUCAAAUGGCUGAAAAAGCAGCUGAAAAAUCCAUCUGCUGGGCUGUGUCAGCCUGAGCAGGUCUGAAGUGGCCGUGGAAGGCCCUAGCUGUGCUUGCUGCUGUCUUCUAUUCCACAGCUGCAGUGCCUGUUGGCACGGUUACCCUUUCUUAGGCAUCACAAGAGGAGUGGACCACUUUGGUGUCACACUUUUGCUGCUUUAGCCCAACCAGCUGAAGAGGAGGUGAGGGGUGCGUUUAGCCGCCUUGUUUGUGGCUGUGGUAUGGAGUGAUUGAUGCAGUGGAAAAGCCAAAGCCAUCCUGGUGACAGCCGGGUCCCUGCUCCCUGCCCACCUGCAGCUCCCCUCGGUGCAGCAUUGGUCCAGUUUACAUUGAGGCACCUUAGCACAAAAGGCAAAAAGAGACUUCCUCUGAAACUGUGAUGGAACAGUAGGUGGAGACAGCAAGAUUUAUUCCUCGCUAAUUGCUUAAAUACCUUCUCAGACUGCAAAAUGCCCGUGCUGCAGAGGGAAGGAAAGAUGCAGUGCCCUGAGAUGCGCAGCAGCACGGGGUUGGCUGUAGGGAGGUGGCAGAGUGUGAGCGCAGUGUGGUUCCGAGCCCUGCGGACAGCCAGCGAGACCCGAUGUUUCCUGGUUAAUUUUCCCAUUUGUUUGGUGGGUUUGGGUGUUUCCUGCCUUGCUGACUGUGGGAUUGCGGUGCAGGAGCUGCUCCCCGUCGGCACGUCAGUGUUAUUCUUCCCUUUGUCUCUUGCUGUUGCAAACUAAGAGGAAUGGAUGGUAUUUAUUGUAAAUAUUAGACGUUAGCAUUGUCACGGCCACUCCUGAGUCUGAAUGUUGGAGGCCUUUGGCUGCUCGUAUCGCUGCGGGACGGAGUGGGGUGACCGUGGUUUGGCUACCACACUUUUGCAUUAAGGUGUGAUUUGGAGUAUUUUAUUCUUUUGUUCCGUAGAGGGGAAGAUAAAGCCUUUCUCUGGUUUUCUCUUGCUGCCUUGAAGGAUAAUGCUGUACUUCUGGUGGGAGGUAGGACAGCAGUGUGCGUUGUGUUGGUACCAUAUCAGGUGGCUGUGGGAGCACCCCAGGUGGGCCCCGCCGCGCCGCCUCGCUCAGCACUUAGAUAAGAGGAAGUGUGGAAUCUCUGUGUUCUUAGAAACUUGAACAAUUGCCACAUAAUAGCGGUGCAAUAAUUUUUAUUCAUGUUGUACCUGCAUGUCGAUGUUCAAAUCCUCCUCCAAAAUAAA